Messenger RNA from Arabidopsis thaliana (thale cress), 1725 nucleotides. It is a transcript of the gene NAC044, whose product is annotated as NAC domain containing protein 44. Gene Ontology annotation, cellular component: nucleus. NCBI's taxonomy places the organism in Eukaryota, Viridiplantae, Streptophyta, Magnoliopsida, Brassicales, Brassicaceae. The transcript has 6 exons. The coding region runs from base 291 to 1391 and encodes 366 amino acids. Gene Ontology annotation, molecular function: DNA binding; DNA-binding transcription factor activity. Gene Ontology annotation, biological process: regulation of DNA-templated transcription; DNA-templated transcription. The record is from RefSeq and is marked reviewed.
UUUCCCAAGCUCCCAAGUGCUUCGGUGUUCCGAACCAAUUUCACAGCGAAGGUCAAUAAACACGAGUGUUCACCGAAGCUAAGGUUCGUCAAUUGUGUUCCAGAGAAGCUUUCCUCGAAGCUUAGGGUCGGAACGUACGACCCUAUGGAUUAGCUCCAGUUUCCCGCUCACAUAGUCUUCUCGGUUUUGUUUUUGUCUUCACGCGUUCACUCCAUUUUUACUUAGCCUAGUGAACAAGCUCAACAACGCUCUCUCUCUCUCUCUCUCCCCCUCUCUCUGUUUUGGGAAUCAUGGCGAGGGCUUGGAUUGUCGAUGGUCGAGGAAUUGCAGCCAAAGUUAAAAAUGCCUCUCUUUCUUCAGCUUUGCAGAUCCAAGACUGUGGAGCUCAUAUAAAAUGCCCCAACUGCACUUACCGCAUUGACAAUAGCAAUGUACUGAUUCCAUGGCCUGGCCUUCCUAAAGGUGUCAAGUUUGAGCCAACUGAUGAGGACAUUAUCGAAUUUUUGGAAGCUAAAUGUGGGAUUGGUGGCUCUGAACCUCAUGUGCUUAUCGAAGAGUUCAUUCGUCCUGUCACUGAAGAUGUUGGAAUCAAUUACACUCACCCUCAAAACCUUCCUGGUGCAAACAAAGAUGGAGUGAGUGUCUUCUUCUUUCACAAGACAGUGCAGGCAUAUGGAACAGGACAGAGGAAACGCAGAAAGAUCACACCGACACUUGUGAACGAUGAACCAGUUCGUUGGCACAAGACAGGCAGAACCAAACCUGUGAUGCUCAGUGGAGUCCAAAGGGGUUGCAAGAAGAUCAUGGUGCUCUACAAGAGCGCUAGAAAGGGAACGAAGCCCGAGAAAUCAAACUGGGUUCUGCAUCAAUACCAUCUAGGAACAGAAGGAAAGGAGAUAGGAGACUAUGUUGUUUCCAAGAUCACAUAUCAGCAGCAGAAGCUUGGGGAAAAUCCUGAUGAAGGUGAGAGUAGUUCCGGGGUUAGAGGUGGCCCAACAACACCAAAGACGAAUACUCCUACACCACCUAGCCUUGUAGAUGGUGUCGCUGGAGAUGAAGAAGCUUUUGAUGAUUUAAAGAUGUUUGAUCCAUUUUUUGAGGAACUGGACAGCAUUCCUGAAGCUGCUUUAGGGAAGAUGUGGUCCAAAAAAGCUCGAAUGGAUGAGGAAUUUGUUGUGAACCUAAGUGAAGAUAACUUAAUAUGCGACGAAAGCAUGGAAGCUUCGUCUCUUUGGGAAAAUCAGGUUCUCCCCAAUCCUAGCCUUGGAACUGUUGGGGACUUCGAUGGUUUUUCGAUAUCAGAUCUGGAGAAUGCAGAUUUGGGGACUCCCCCUGAUUUCCUCACUUUGGCUUCUCAGGAGAGCUUGCUGAAUUGGAUUGGAUGGUUGUGAUUGGAUUCUUGCUGCUACACAAAGAAGCUCUUCUAGUACGGCGUUUUCGCUGAAGAAGGAAAAAGCUGGAAUAUGUCAUAAAUAAGAAAACUUUAAAGUCUCCGCAACUGAAGUCAUAUCUCUGUGAUAAUUUUACUUCAGGAGACCAGUUUUCUCUCGGAUUCCCGGAAAGCUGCUUAAAUAUUCCGGGAAUAAUCAUUUUCAAUCUCUGAAUCUGCACUUCAUCAUUGUAAUUCAAAUAGAUAUUUUGACCUUUGUACUCUUUGCUGUCUUAUGAUGGUUACUCUGUUUUUGUUUGGCUCAGGGUCCAACGGUUAUAACUAUUUAUUUUUGG